GUCGAUGAUGAUGAUUAUGAACCAAUCAGAUGGCAGGUUAUGGUUUAAAACGAGCCGCAGGAGAGACGUGGGUAUUGCUGUUGUAAACACAGUUGAUUGCAGAUUGAAAACGAAAAGGCGAAAAUCAAUUUACCGAAGAUGGCUACCAUGAUUUUUGUUGACAAGGAAAACGGAGAGCUGGACACAACUGUAGGUCCUAAAAACCGCACGAGGUUGCUGUCUGCUCCAGGUAAACGCAGCUCCAAUACAUUUGGGGAGAAAGGUCUUCAGACUCCUCGUCCUGGGAAGGUGUUUGGUCUUGCUAACCCUCUCUCUGCUCGCAAAGCUCUGGGAACUGUCAAUAAGAUCAGCUCUGUUAGACCUGACGUUUCUGGGAACAAACAGAAGUCCAAGGUUGCUGCAAAGCCAACAGAAAAGGUUAAAGUUUGCAUGCCAGUUAAAGAGCGUCAAGAAUAUCCAGAAAUUGAGAAAUUUAUCCCAUAUAAUCCAGUUGAAUUUGAAAGCUUUGAUGUUCCGGAAGAUCAAAGAUUAAGCCACCUGUGCUUGGCAGGAUUGGCACCUCCAGCAGCAAAGGAAGAGCUGGACAGUUUUAGCGUGUUGCACUCGUGUAUGAAACUGUCUCCAUUGAAAUCCCAGAAAGAGAAUUUAUGUGCCGAAGUGGACUCCUUCUUGCAAACUGUCAGUCAGCUAACAAUAGAGCUGCCACCACUGGACCUGGAUUAAAGUUGCUCUGUGUUUGUUUUUGUUUUAUGCUUGCUAAAUGGUUUGAUUUGUAUAGUAUGUGUAAAUCCUUUGAAUAAAGACAUUUUACAAAAUA
Molecule: messenger RNA, 817 nt
Organism: Acipenser ruthenus (sterlet)
Lineage: Eukaryota; Metazoa; Chordata; Actinopteri; Acipenseriformes; Acipenseridae
Product: securin-like
Exons: 6
Coding region: 139-723 (194 amino acids)
Biological process (GO): chromosome organization
Cellular component (GO): nucleus; cytoplasm
Source: RefSeq, a predicted model, not a curated record